Molecule: messenger RNA, 1161 nt
Organism: Paramecium tetraurelia
Lineage: Eukaryota; Ciliophora; Oligohymenophorea; Peniculida; Parameciidae
Exons: 10
Biological process (GO): peptidyl-serine phosphorylation; intracellular signal transduction
Molecular function (GO): protein serine/threonine kinase activity; ATP binding
Source: RefSeq, a predicted model, not a curated record
AUGGGCAAUUGUAAUAUUAAUGAAAAAAAGGAAGAUCUUAUGGAAAAUAAUGUGGUUUCGGUGUAAAAUUUUCAGUUUAUCGAUGCAAUCGGAAGAGGUGGAUUUGGGAAGGUGUGGAAGGUUAGAUAAAAGAAAAAUAAGCAAUUCUAUGCUCUAAAGGUGAUGUCUAAACCAAAAAUCAUUCAAAAGAAGUCGGUAUAGUCUGUGAUGAAUGAAAAGACGUUAUUGAGUGGUUUGAAACAUAAUUUUCUGAUCAACAUGCAAUACUCCUUCCAAGAUAGAGAAUACUUAUAUUUGGUGAUGGAUUUGCUCUCGGGAGGAGAUCUGAGAUAUCACAUAGGAAGACACAGGAAAUUCAAUGAAGAAUAGACAAAGUUUUUCAGCGGGUGUAUCAUAGUGGCAUUGGAUUACCUGCACCAACAGGGAGUAUUGCAUAGAGAUCUAAAGCCAGAAAACUUGGUGUUUGAUAGUAAUGGAUAUCUUAGAUUAACUGAUUUGGGUAUAGCCAGGAUAUGGAAACCAGAGAAUUCCCAAGAUACAAGUGGAACUCCCGGCUAUAUGGCUCCAGAAGUUAUGUGUAGACACAAUCAUGGUGUAGCAGUAGAUUACUUUGCUUUGGGAGUGAUCAUAUAUGAAUGCAUGUUAGGCAGAAGACCAUAUUUGGGAAGGAGCAGACAGGAAAUACGAGAACAAAUGCUUGCCAAAUAGGCAGCAAUCAAGAGACAAGAAAUUCCUCCAGGAUGGAGUUUAGAGGCAGCUGAUUUUACAAAUAAACUUUUGCAAAGGAAGCCACAGAAUCGAUUGGGUAACAAUGGGCCAGAUGAAGUGAAGGAACACCCAUGGUUUAGGGAUUUUAGUUGGGAAAAGCUUCUGACCAAGUAGAUUAUUGCCCCAUUCAUCCCUAAUGGCAAUGAAGACAACUACCUGCCUUCUGAUAGUAGACGAGACUCUGAUGAUUCCAUUAAUGAAGAGUAAUAGAUCAUGUUGAGGAGGAAUUCAGUAUAAAAUCUAUUUAAUGGAUAUGAUUUUGAUAAUAACCCUGUGAGUGUUCCUAGUAGUUAAAUGGUUGUGUCGAGCACUUCUUCAUCUCGAAUCACCAAAUAACCAACAACUACUAAUACACCAAGAUCAGCUAAGUUAGCAUAAAAGCUAAAAAAUUGA